Messenger RNA from Schistosoma haematobium, 7252 nucleotides. RefSeq lists its product as uncharacterized. The record is from RefSeq and is a predicted model, not a curated record. Gene Ontology annotation, molecular function: manganese ion transmembrane transporter activity; cadmium ion transmembrane transporter activity; iron ion transmembrane transporter activity. The coding region runs from base 4571 to 5173 and encodes 200 amino acids. The transcript is spliced from 6 exons. Gene Ontology annotation, biological process: metal ion transport. NCBI's taxonomy places the organism in Eukaryota, Metazoa, Platyhelminthes, Trematoda, Strigeidida, Schistosomatidae. Gene Ontology annotation, cellular component: plasma membrane.
AGUGGCUUACAUUGAGUCAUGAAACAUCAGAAAAUUUAAUUUUUCUACUCAUUGGGAUAUUAGGAAUAUGUUAAUUUAUUUAUUGUGUAAACAUGUUAUUUUCACGAUCUAAGAUUGUACUUUAGCAUGCAAUACUAUCACGGACUUAUUUAUCCAUAGUUAGUAUUUCGCAUCUCGUUUGAUUUACGACAAAGUUAUCUUACGGUUAGUCACUUGUCAUAUUAAGCUCUUUAAUUCUGUUACGUUGUCCUUCUCUAAUGAUGGAUAGAUUAACAGCUCAGCAAGAAAUGCCUUUAGAGUAUCAUACGGCCUGUCAAACUGGUUAUGCAAGUAUUCAUGACUUUGAUGUACUCAUUUUCUGGCAAUAAAACUGUUAUAACGUGAUAUGCUGCUGAUUAGAGGGUAGUGGGCGAAUUUGUCGAUCGGACCAAAGACGCGUAAACACGUAAGGACGGCCUAGAGUUCUGAUUGGUCCCAUUUCCCUGUUUAGCCCAGCCAGUUGAGUCCAGAACGCAAGUCUCAGCCUCUGAGAUAUGAAUCAUUGUAUUUCAAACAUACUCUGUUUAUAUACCAAUCAGGCAGACCACAUCGUACCAUAAAAUAGAAAACAACAUUGUAUAGUAUUGACCAGUAGGAAAACGACACGUGAAAUAAAUAUUGACCAAUAAGAAAAUAACACCAUUUCAAGUCCAAGGAUAGCGUUAGACCUAACAGAAUAAUUUUUGAGACAUUUCCCUGAAUAUCCCAACAAAAACAUAAUGCUCUGUUGCUUAAUUAGCAAGUUCUUUAUAGUAGUAUAAUAGGUGCAUAAGUCAUUGAGCGUCGUUACCAUCCCCGUCUGCGAUAUUAACCUUAAAUCGUUUCAUGAACGUUCAAAAUUUGAGAAGUGUUCCAUAGAAUUUAAGAAUUUUAAUCUCAGGCAGUUCAACUGUUGUAAAUAAUGAUCUGACGAAUUCCUGUUUUAAGUUCAAUUGCAUCGUCCAAAUCUUUGUUGGUAUAUUGGUUUAUCAUUGCAGCAUCAGUAGUUACGCUUUUAGAUUGAAAUCCAGGCGUCUCACCACUUUCGUCCGGGUCCUUAAAGGUCAUCUGGUGCAUGUCUGAUUUUUAAUAACCUCUUACAGAGUUUGUCAUCAUGAAAGUGAUAGUUUACAAACAUAAUUGAGUUCACCUUAAACGAAGGAAAUAAAGGAUUUUGAUAUUCUGUUUCGUUUAAUUUGUCUUGUUUGUUUGUGAUCUCUAUACGUCUCGUUACCGGCAUUGUCAAAGUUAUUUGCGUAUUCAAGUUCUAAGCCAAAUUAAAUAUACAACAAUAAAGCUUCGGAUUUUUAAUUAGAACUCAGUACUGUGAAAUAUUUUCAGGACGCGUAAAUCUAGUCAUCAAAACGUAAGGUUUUGUGCUACACUUGACUAUAAGUUACAUCUUAUUUUUAGUGAAAUACAUAGAAUUCUGUGAAUAUGAUAGGAAGUGCAAAUCCAAAUAAAGGAUCAGAAGGAAAUAUUGUUAAUUUCUAGAAGCUUAAGUAAUAUAUUAUUACUUAUAGGGUGUAUUAAAACUUAUUGAGUAGAAACAGUAUUCGAUAUUAGCAAACAUUUAGUGAACUGCCCUAAAAUCUAUUAAAAGUUUCGUAUUUCCACUUUAUUGAGUCGUUCGAUAUUUUAUCAAGUUGAUCAUUAGCCGUGAUUGUAAUUAGUAAUCGAUAUGUGUAUAUUUUGCGUUUUUCCACUUUGACAUACAUUCAGUUUAAACUAACUAUAAAAACAACUUUGUAUGCUAAUUGUUUCACUGUUUUUUCUAAUCGUCUGGUUUAUAUUGUUUGAUGUGCUAAUGUAUAACCCCUCAACGCUGUGUUCGUAUGUGUGUUUGUUAAGAAGUCUUCAGAUUUCACUCGAUUAAGUAUUCAUAUGACGAGAAUAGAUUUUAAUAUAAUUGUGAUCAUAAAUAAGCGCUUUUCUUUUUGAGAUAAUAAUAGUAAUAAUCGCUGUAUGUGGCACUGUUUAUUUGAUCACAAUUAAGGAUUUUUAGUACAAGCUGUCCAAUAUUAUAGUAAACCCCGGUUGUAUGCAUACUUAACAUGUAAGUAGAUAUAGUCUUCAGUGGUAACAAGCUAUCAUUUUUCUUUAUUCGCAAACAUGUUUAACCAGUUUUACUCACAUAAAGUUGCUUUUUGCCGUAUAAUAUAUUUAAUGGAUGAAUAGCAUUGUGACUGCCUCUCGUUUCUCCAGACGGCAGACAAUAAAAUGAUGUUCUAAUCACUGUGUAGUUCCGCAUACAUUUCGCACUAACUAACCUCGUGAUAUAUUGUAAGCUGGUAUAUCCGGUUAACCAGUCACUCGAAGCAACUCUAAAAUAUUAACAUUCAUUUUGAUAUUUGUGCAGUUGAUGAGAUUAGUGAGCCUUAGGUUUGAUCAGGUUGCCAAAAGUUUAUUUGAAAUAAAGGCGAAACUUGCGCAUUUCUGGUACUAGAAUAUGUUUUACAGUAAGUUACAGAUAUUUAGAGUGUACUGGUAUGGAGGAGGAUCGUAUUCAUAAGAAGAGCCGUCGCUAGUAUGGUUCGACCAUCUCCAGUGCAAGACAGUUAUCCACAUCAGGCAAUGGAUUGUGGUCACACAAUAUUGCGAAUCGAUUGGGCUUAGAGUUGUAUAAAUUACAUUCCAGCUCAGUGGUUUAGAGUUUAAGUGUUCAUUAGUGAGAAUGAAGGUCAUGGAUUCAAUUCUUGACUACUAGGCCGUGGAUAUCCACUGCUGAGGAAUCCCAUACUAGGACGAAACGGUUUUCCAAUGCUCCCUGAUUUAUAAUCGUUUAACUAAGAUCUAUCCGUGAUGCAAACUGAGAGAAUUUAAUAAUCUCCAUAAAAAUUAUACUAUGCAAGCAAUAAAGAUUAAUUUUAUCUAACUUCUAUAUUGAGCUUUCGUAUUUAACUUUGUAUUAAAUCGUCUAUCUAACAUCCCGAACUCAAAUACAUAUGAUAUUAAACACUUAUAUUUUAUUGUCGAUUUAGUGUAAUUUCUUUAUAAGUCUGCCUUUUUUGUUAUCAAUAUUAGUGUCAUUUGCGUACAUCAGUAAACUGAAUUCUUGAGCUCUGUAUUAUGAUAUGCGUUUAACGAUACAACAGGCUUUAAAACAAAAUUCAACCCCCCCGUAAGAAUGUUAAUAGUGACCUGUGGUUUAUGAAUAGUUGUUUAUUGUCCAAUCACAUCAAUCAGUCAAAGGUAAACAAUCUUCAACAGAACAUAAAUGUUUGUCGAUCUAUGUUGCUUCACUACUCUGAGACAGAAAAAUCAAGGGAUGAAAAACAUAGGAAAAAAGUAAUGUCUACGGUAAUAGAAAAGUGAGCUUCAAAAUUAGUUUUCAAAAUAACUUAAUGAAAUCAAAUGCUAAGAUAAAUUGGGUAAUACUUAGCUCAAAAUUUAGAUAAAGGUAACGAAUUUACGCCAUUAAAUUUGAUUCUAAGUUGUAUUACUUCAAAUCUUUAUUUAUAAUCUACGACCUCGCAAUGUACUCACUUACUCAUACUCAAUGUAGAACCUAGCACGUAUGUGUAUCGGUUCAAAUUGUAACAUCAUAUUAGAACAUCGAAAUGAAACUACCAUGAGAAACUCCAGAGUAGUAUAAAUAGUUAUAGUAUCAGUGGUAGUAUAAAGGAUUAAACAUAAACGAUAUAAUUUGAGGAGGGAUGAGUUUACAGAAUGAAAAAGAUAAUUAUGGAACUUUGUAUUGAAGGAAAGAUCGUGAGUGAAUUCAUCUAUGCCACUGCGGCGAAUUUUGACCGUAUCAUCCAACGUCUCUAGCCAUUGAUAACAAUAAUUGGGCGAACUCUAACCAAGAUGUAUGCAUCUGUUGACAUGGCUGAUUUCAACAGUCAUUCACUUCACGGACUGGUGCGACGUUUUGGCUUGAUCUCCCCCAAUAUUUUUCCAUCCUACUCUCGGAUAGGCAAACAUCACACGUUGAGGUAGGCGGUGAUUGAGCCCCACGGUGUGCGACUCUUGUUUAACCGAUUUUGAAUAUCUUAGUCGAUAACAUGUAAUCGCCUUUCACUAAACUCUUGUCGUUCGUAGUUUUCUAAUCAGUUUCAUGUCAAGUAAUGAUUUUUGGCAGAGACGGUAUGUGUAGUUAUGUAUUAACGUUAUUAAUGUUGAUGUUGAUUUUGUGAUUUUGGCAUGCGUUCGAGUUACACCAUAAUCUACAGUAGUUUACAAAUUUACUGUAUUUUCAAUUUUUUUUCCAGACUUCUAGUUUUGAUCCAAACAGUGUUGAUUUGUACACAGGAGUAAGUUGAGUUACUGUACUAACAAUUACUUCACUUAUGAUUAUAUUGUUAUAUACUGUAACAGAAAUCAGUGUAUGGGGAGAUCUUGUAGAACAAUAUGUAAAACACAUUGUUCUACGGAUUUUAAUAGUUUAUACUCAACUUUCAACUAUGUGAUCGGAGACGGGCAUUUAAGAACCAAACAUAUCCAAUUAACAAGUCACAUUCCGUAAUAGGGAAUAUUUCUAGGUUGUGAGUUUGGUCUCGCCUGUCUUUUCAUUUGGGCUAUCGGUUUAUUGGCUGCUGGGCAGUCGUCUACAAUGACUGGGACAUAUUCUGGACAGUUUGCUAUGGAAGGUUUUUUAAACUUAAAAUGGAAACGCUGGCAACGAGUGUUAAUAACGCGUUCUAUAGCUAUUUUGCCCACGAUUUUAACGACUGUUUUCCGAGGCAUUGAAGAUUUAUCUGGAAUGAAUGAUUUCUUAAAUGUACUAAUGAGUGUUCAACUGCCAUUUGCUGUUAUUCCAUUGUUAACGUUCACUAGUAGUAGAUCAGUUAUGGCUGAAUUUAAAAAUUCUCUUCCGGUUUCAAUUGUUGCUAAUUUAAUAUCCAUAGCAGUUGUGUCAAUUAAUCUAUUCUUGGGUAGUGUUGUAAUUAAAGCACGUCUACCGCAUCAUUGGGCAGUAUAUUUAGGCAUGGGAUUAUUAUUCGCAUGUUAUUUAGGGUUUGUAUUUUACUUGAUUUGGUUCGGAUUUAUUCAUGUAUGGCGUUCAAGAAGGACUCCUACAACAGUUGUUACAUUGAGUAUGGAUAGAUCUCUUUCAGUGAUUGACGUUGGUGCCACGGCUGUUCCUAUUAAUGGUGAGGGCGGUAAUCGACCGACCAAUGAGAAAACUCUCCAUAAUACAAUGGUUCUUUCUUAGAAAUUAUACGAUACAAAAGGAUUUUAAAAAAAUAAUUUAGCCAAAUAACAGUACUUAGCAGGAAGAGAACCUUUCGCCAAUUAAAUCUUGUCUUUCUAAUUCAUCCAUAUUAUUAUUAUUAUUACUACUUCCAUAGUAUUUGUAUUUAAUAUAAUGAUAUUUUUCCAGAUUGUUGUUAUGCUACUAUCAGAGUGUAUUUGGCCUUAAAUUACAUUUUAUUUAUUAAUUUAUGGAAUAGUAGGCAAUUGGGAAGUAAUAUGAUUUUCGUUUUGUCAAUCGAUCUAUUUACACACUGUUUUUAAUCUUUUUGCUAUGAGUCACAUUUAUUUCGAAUUGUUUGAUAUGCAGAAAGUUUUUACAAUAUAUAUAUUGAGAUAUGCGGUGCUUAAUUUUUUGUUCCCUGCUAAUUUUGUUAUGAUUGUAGUUGCUUAUAGAGGUCUUGAAUAACUGUCGAAAGUUGAAGGAAUGCUAUUGUUACCAAGAUUUUCUGUUUAUCGGGACUCACCAACAUGAUGUAUGUACAUCCAGUUUCCAGGUGACUGAUCCAUGCCACCCUGGAUAUUAAGAUCCGUUUCGUUCGUUAGGACUGAAUUAUUUAAUGUGUGAUUAAUUCAUUACAGAACUAAAGUAAGUGAAAUAUGGUCGAAUUUAUAGGAUGCAAAAGGUGGUCUACUCUUCGUAAAUUUAAAAGUGUUGGGUCAUUUAGUUUAUCGAUUUUAAUCCCCAUCAUAUUAAAACACUAAUAUAUGAACGAAAAAUAUUGUUUUCAAUAGAUCCUUUGCAGGUUCUACAAUUAUAUAUGUCUAAAUUAGUAAUCCAAAAAGGGUGACCGGAUUUAAGGUGAAGUAUGUGGUUUAAAGUUAUAGCAUGUGAAUGUCGGAUAGUAGAAUAACAUAAAGUUGUUAAUGUUGAGGUGACCAAUAUUGAAUUUUAAAUGAAAUUGUGAGAUUAAUGAUGAGAAUAAAUGUGAGUGAGAGAAAUAUUGAUGCAAUUACGAAUCGGACCAAAUGUUUAGUGUAUAUUGUGUAUAAAGUUGUAUGAAUUCGAUGAAGACUAAUAAAGUGGGGUGAGUGGUGAGUAUAUGAAUCAUUUGUUUGUGAGAGUAGUAGAGAUGUUGAACCAAUGAUAAUGAGAACGUUUGUGACUCGGUGUAAAUAUCGUGGUGAUCGUCACGAGAUACAUAUGUGCCAAAAGAAACUGAUAAAUUACAGUCCUAAACAUCAAUGGGAAGAUUCAAACAACCAAUGCAUAGAAAUCGAUAUUAAAAUGAUAAUAAUAAUAAUUAUUAUUAUACAAAGAUAUGUGAAUAGAAAUAAUCACGACAAUUAUAUUCGACUAAGAAAUGUUGUAUGUACGUUAAUGAGAUUAGGUCAUGUUGUAGUUAAGAUUACUAGUGAUUGAUUGGAUUUGACGUUGUCCAUGGUUGAGGAAGCGGUUGAACAUGUUGUUAUAAAUUAGUAGUUUAUAAGCGUUAAUUAUUUUGAAGACAUCUGUUAGGAUAUUUCAAGUUGUCAUCAUGGGGGUUGAAUGAGUUCUUUGUGAUGAACUAUAUACAGAACCCGUUUCACUAGAUUACUGAUUAUAUGGACUGAAAAUGUUUACAAAUUAAUGUUUUAAAUAGAGUAUAUGAGUCAUAUUAUUGGUGAUAAGCAUUAUAUUUGAAAGAAUAACAGGCAAAUAAAUGUGUAUCUAAAGUAAGCUGAUGCUUUAAGAUUACUUUUAUGGUUUAUAUAUGUUAAAAGAACUAAGUUGUUGUUCCAUAAUAACAUAUAUUUAGAAACAUCUUUAAUCCUCUGAAGUAGUCAGUGAUGAAACUCCGUAUCUUUGUUACUCUAUUAUUUUUUUUGUCCUUCAGACAGAUGUUUGGUGUAAGGGAUUUUGUAGGUUUAUUUAAUCCAGCUUCCACCCAAAUUUGAAAUCAUAAUUACAAACACUAACCGCUUUCAUAUUGAAUGAAAUUGAUAUGCUAUCGUCAAUACUACGUAGCAUCGUUUUCAUGUGAUACCAGUUACACCUUUUGGAUUAGAUUUAUUUUUCUGAUUUAUUUUAUUUAAACACAUAAACAUUGGUACAGGAGGG